AUGAAUUUUAUCAAUAUACUUAAUGCUGCCUUAGUACACAUCAUAUGCUGUAUCGUAUCCGUCAAUAGUGCACCAACAUGUACAGAUCCUACAGACUUACAGACUAAAUUCAAUGGAUUAAACGGAGGUGUAGAUUACAGGACAUUAUUAUUCACGGAAGGUUGGAAACAAGACACACUGGACAAUGAUUUUGUUCAUUUGGUAAAUCACGGAGAAAAUAAAACUAAAAUCAGCUGUCCUUCAACAUUUUUAAAAGGAUCUAAUUUCCCAUUAAUGGUACGUACAUCAUGUCCAUGGUACUUAGAGAAAACGCAGUACAGCGCUGAAACAUAUCCCCAUGAACUAUAUAGAGCUACUACGAAAUGUACUAAGUGUAUAGAUGCUUCUGGAGAUCAGAAAUGUUCACCAAUUCAACAGAAAAUCCAGAUAUUAAAAAGAGCAGGUUGUGAAAAUGGAUUUUAUAAAUAUGAAGUAACAGAUACCUAUAUUCCAGUAGCUUAUGUAUGUGAACAGCCAAGAGAGGUCGUAAAUGAUGUACAAAUGACCACUGCCCGACCUCAAGCUGAUGGACCAGAAGAAAUGUAAGGUCCAUGAUAUAAAACACAUCCUUUCCAGAGUUAUUGGAACACAUAUUGUAAAGUCCUAUGGACAUAUAUGGUUGUAUAUUUAUGAUAUCAAA
This is a messenger RNA of Mytilus californianus (California mussel), 679 nucleotides long. RefSeq lists its product as uncharacterized. The record is from RefSeq and is a predicted model, not a curated record. Gene Ontology annotation, molecular function: cytokine activity. Gene Ontology annotation, cellular component: extracellular region. Bases 1 to 585 code for a protein of 194 amino acids. The transcript has 2 exons. NCBI's taxonomy places the organism in Eukaryota, Metazoa, Mollusca, Bivalvia, Mytilida, Mytilidae.